GUCAACAUUGAUAUCACAUGAUGAGUUUUUCCCGGCCAUUUUGCCUUCGUCUUUCACAACGAAAUAUACACGGAUUCAUAGGAAGGAGGAUAUGUCUGCCACAGGUUCAAGAUGUACAUGAAGACCAUAUUGAUCAGUGUACUGGCGCUGCUGGUGCUUCAACACGCUGUCAAGUUCUAUUUCAAGAUGGGUUACAGCAAACAUAUCUUCAACCAUUACCCCGGACCCUGCCACCAGGUGCAAGGGAUGGGUAUCGGCUCAGAGGACAUGCACUUGAUGGACAAUGGUAUCGUGUUCAUUUCUUCCGGGUUUCGUAUGAAAGCACAUUCCGCAGCAUUUGACAAGUUCUACUCCGAGAACAUGGUCAAGGGCAGGAUCUAUCUGUUCGACAUGAACAACCCCAAGAAGGAGGUCCAGGAGCUGAGUCUGACCUCCACCAAGGAGUUCGACAAGGACAGGUUUCAGCCCCUUGGUAUUAGUGUGUGGGAGGACAAGAAAACAGGUAAAUUGUACCUGUAUGCUGUUAAUCACGAGAGAGAUGGUGAGGAGAAAAUAGAGAGAAAUUCCUGGCUGAACGACGUCAUUGCCACUGGUGACGACAGCUUCUACUUCAGCAACUACUUCUUGUCAUCCAGCUAUAUUGGGCGUAUGCUGGAGAGGAUGUCGUUCAUGGCCUGGACCAACGUGGGCUACUAUGACGGCAAAGGAUACCGCACAGUAUCCGAUGGAAUCAUCAUGGCCAACGGUAUACAGAUGUCCAGAGAUGGAAAGUACGUCUUCGUCGCAAGCAGCAUGGGUCACGAGAUGAAGAUAUACGAGAGAUGGAACAAUAACUCCUUGACCUUGAAGCAGUCAUAUGUCUUCCACACGUUUCCCGACAAUAUCGUGGAGGACCCAAUAUCCGGGGAUUUGUAUGUAGCCUUUCAUCCAAUCGGACACCUUUUGGCACAACACGUGACCGACCCAUCUUCAGAAGCGCCAUCUCAGAUCCUGCAGGUGAAACUGAAGGAAGGGACGGUGUCCUCGGUGACGGAACUGUUUGUUGAUGACGGACACCUGGUGUCGGGCUCAUCAGUUGCAGUUGUGUACAAGAAGAAGAUACUGAUUGGCUCCGUGAUUAACAAACUCGUGUAUUGUGAUGUAACUGUGCUCUUGUAAAAUGUAGAAAUAUUUAAAAUUCUUAGAGCUUUUAACUAGCAUAUUUUCAUAAUAAAAGCGA
Messenger RNA from Haliotis rubra (blacklip abalone), 1219 nucleotides. Its product is annotated as serum paraoxonase/arylesterase 1-like. Bases 112 to 1158 code for a protein of 348 amino acids. The transcript has 10 exons. NCBI's taxonomy places the organism in Eukaryota, Metazoa, Mollusca, Gastropoda, Lepetellida, Haliotidae. Gene Ontology annotation, molecular function: arylesterase activity. The record is from RefSeq and is a predicted model, not a curated record.